Molecule: messenger RNA, 5227 nt
Organism: Nymphaea colorata (pocket water lily)
Lineage: Eukaryota; Viridiplantae; Streptophyta; Magnoliopsida; Nymphaeales; Nymphaeaceae
Product: pleiotropic drug resistance protein 1-like
Exons: 23
Coding region: 687-5069 (1460 amino acids)
Cellular component (GO): membrane
Molecular function (GO): ABC-type transporter activity; ATP hydrolysis activity; ATP binding
Source: RefSeq, a predicted model, not a curated record
UCGAGAGGUUCAAAAUUAUUCUUUGGUCUUUAUUCUCGAGAAGCUGAGCACGCUGAACAAAACUAUCGUGUAAGACUUGUAAAAUAAGUAUAUACACUAAAGAGAGAGAGAGAGCUAGCGCGGGAGUUUUGCUUUUUAGUGUCCGUGAUCGCCUGCCCUUGUCAGAAACAGAAAGAAGAAACGUUCGAGGACUAAAAAAGAAAGAAAACGAAGAAGAAGAAGAAGAAAACAUGACGAGCACGCUUCGAGCACGGAUUUUUUGAAAGUCACGAGUUCAAGAUCUUUCAAAAUACAAGGACAGCCAUUCGAUCACCAAAAUGCUUAAUUUCUCGGUUUCUAAACUUUCCGAAAUUAUGAGACUCCAAAUGCGCAACUGUUCCAAACCGGGAUUACCUAUCGGCUGCAGAUUGUGAUUCCGAUCUUCUGCCAAUGCCAUUAAUCACCACCGCGUUGUGUUGUUUCCCGUCAUGAAAGCCUACCUCUGUUCCCUUUGGGCUUGCGCUGUUUGUCCUGCACUUAAUGCUUUCCCUGUAUACGUCCACUGUGGGCUUCCUUUCGAACAACGCCUUACGUGAUUGGCAUCUGUUCCUGCUUCACCACGGGCAUCUUCCUUUUCUCCUUUUUGGUGAUUGCUCAUUCCUUAGAUUGAAGCCUGUUUAGGCUUAUGUUGGUUUACUGACGGUUUGAUGGAGGGUGGUGGCUCUAUAUUCAACGUGGGAAGUUCCAGAGCAAGUGGUUCAUCAUCUAUAUGGCGAAACGACGGCCAGGACCUGUUCAGUAGGAACUCUUCAGUGCGUGAAGAUGAUGAGGAGGCCUUGAAAUGGGCGACCCUCGAAAGGCUGCCCACGUAUGACAGGAUCAGAAAAGGUCUCCUCACAGUUGGAGGUGAUGCGAGUCAAGAGGUUGACAUCUCGAAGUUGGGAUUGCAAGAGAGGAAGAGCUUGUUGGAGAGAUUGGUUAAAGUUGCAGAGGAAGAUAAUGAGAAGUUCCUUCUCAAACUCAGGGAGCGCAUAGACAGAGUCGGACUUGAAAUUCCAACCAUCGAAGUUCGGUUUCAGAAUUUGAGUGUGUCUGCAGAAGUUCACGUUGGCAGCAGAGCAAUACCUACUUUGGUGAAUUUCUCUACCAACAUGCUUCAGGAAUUCCUGGUUUCUCUCCAUCUUCUUCCGAAAAGAAAGAAAAAAUUGCCAAUUCUUCAUGAUAUAAGUGGAAUCGUCAAGCCUAGAAGGAUGACUCUCGUUCUAGGCCCACCUGGUUCUGGGAAGACCACCUUGUUGUUGGCGUUGGCAGGGAAGCUUGAUUCUGACCUGAAGGUUUCUGGGAAAGUAGCUUACAAUGGCCACGAAAUGCAAGAAUUUGUUCCUCAGAGGACAUCUGCAUAUAUCAGCCAGUAUGAUCUCCAUAUUCCAGAAUUGACUGUAAGGGAAACUCUGGCUUUCUCUGCUCGAUGCCAAGGAGUGGGAACACGCUUUGAGCUACUGAAAGAGUUGUCAAGAAGAGAGAAAGAAGCCAAUAUUAAACCGGACCCUGAUAUUGAUAUCUUCAUGAAGGCUGCUUCGCUGCAAGGUCAGAAGGAAAAUGUUGUUGUGGACUACAUGCUUCGGAUUUUAGGUCUUGAUAUUUGUGCAGACACCUUGGUAGGAAAUGAAAUAUUUCGAGGCAUUUCAGGAGGACAGAAGAAACGUGUAACUACAGGGGAGAUGUUGGUGGGACCAGCCCGGGCUCUCUUCAUGGAUGAGAUAUCAAAUGGUUUGGACAGCUCCACCACUUAUAGGAUAGUGAAUUCCCUGAGACAAACUGUACACACCCUUUCAGGGACUGUGGUGGUGUCCUUGCUACAGCCAGCACCAGAAACAUAUGAUCUUUUUGAUGACAUUAUUCUGCUUUCAGAUGGCUGGAUUGUAUAUCAGGGUCCUCGUCAAUCAGUGUUAGAAUUUUUUGAAACCAUGGGCUUCAAAUGUCCUGAGAGAAAGGGUGCUGCAGAUUUUUUACAAGAGGUGACAUCAAGAAAAGAUCAGGAGCAGUACUGGGCACGUGAAGAUGAACCAUACAGUAGAUUCAUCACCGCAAAGGAAUUUGCAGAGGCAUUCAAAUCAUUCCACGUUGGUCAAAGAUUGGAAGAUGAACUAAGGAGUUCCUUUGACAAGAAUAAGAGCCAUCCUGCUGCACUAACCACUUCCAAGUAUGGCACAGGAAAAAUGGAACUCCUGAAGGCAUGUUUUUCCAGAGAAGUGUUGUUAAUGAAGAGGAAUUCAUUUGUCUAUGUUUUCAAAACAUUUCAGCUCAUACUGCUUGGGCUUAUCACCAUGACACUCUUCCUCCGUACAGAGAUGCACAAGGAUACUGUUAGUGAUGGAGGAAUUUAUCUUGGUGCUCUAUAUUUUGGCCUUACCACAAUCAUGUUCAAUGGGUUUGCUGAGCUUUCCAUGACAAUUGCAAAGCUGCCUGUUUUUUACAAGCAGAGAGACUUGCUGUUCUAUCCAUCAUGGGCAUAUUCACUACCUACAUGGAUUACUAAGAUCCCCGUCUCAUUUGUUGAAGCUGCUGUCUGGGUAUUCAUGACUUAUUAUGUUGUGGGUUAUGACCCAUCUGCUGCAAGAAUGUUCAAGCAGAUCUUGCUGUUAAUUGCAGUUAACCAAAUGGCCUCUGGCCUUUUCCGUUUGAUUGCUUCAUUGGGUCGAGACAUGAUUGUUGCAAAUACAUUUGGAUCAUUUGCACUGCUUGCUAUUUUGGUUCUUGGUGGUUUCAUCUUGUCACGCGAUGAUGUGAAGAAAUGGUGGAUCUGGGGGUAUUGGGCUUCACCCUUAAUGUAUGGACAGAAUGCUAUUGCAGUCAAUGAAUUCCUUGGAGAAAGUUGGCAAAAGGUUUUUCCACAUUCAAAAGUCCCGCUGGGUGUGGUGGUUAUGAAGGUUCGUGGACUUUCACCUCAUGCCUAUUGGUACUGGAUCGGAUUGGGUGCUUUGUUGGGAUACACUUUAUUGUUCAAUGGCCUUUUUACUGUUUCUCUUGCCUAUCUCAAACCUUUUGGAAAGACAAUGGCAAUUGUAUCCAAAGAGGCUAUAAAAGAGAAGAGUUGCCAAAUUACUGGAGAAGCCAUGGCAAUGAGAGCGCCUUCUAUAGGAACAAUCUCUGAUAGAAGAUUCAAUAAGGAUGGGAUUGCAAACAUUCCUCUGCCUUCAAGGCCUACCUAUUCAGAUGCCACUUUUGAAUUUAAUCAAGCCAUGAAGAAAGGGAUGGUUCUCCCAUUCACACCAUUAUCCAUAACAUUUGAUGAUAUCAGAUAUUCAGUUGACAUGCCGCCGGAAAUGAAAGCUCGUGGAUUUACAGAGAAUAAGUUGGAGCUUCUGAAGGGUGUAAGUGGAGCUUUUAGACCAGGGGUGCUUACAGCCUUAAUGGGUGUUACUGGUGCUGGUAAAACAACAUUGAUGGAUGUGUUAGCUGGAAGAAAAACUGGUGGCUAUAUUACUGGAUGCAUUAAAAUAUCAGGUUAUCCAAAGAAGCAGGAAACAUUUGCUCGAAUAUCAGGUUACUGUGAGCAAAAUGACAUACAUUCUCCACAUGUAACAGUAUAUGAAUCACUCCUUUACUCUGCCUGGCUUCGAUUACCACCUGAAGUUGUAUCAUCUACCAGGAAGUUAUUUGUUGAGGAAAUAAUGGAACUUGUAGAGCUGACUUCAUUAAGGGAAGCUCUGGUUGGCUUACCUGGAGUUAGCGGGCUAUCACUGGAACAACGUAAGAGGCUGACAAUUGCAGUGGAGCUUGUUUCUAAUCCCUCUAUAAUUUUCAUGGAUGAGCCAACUUCAGGGCUAGAUGCAAGGUCAGCUGCAAUUGUGAUGAGAGCAGUACGGAAUACAGUUGAUACUGGAAGAACUGUUGUGUGUACAAUUCAUCAACCCAGUAUUGACAUAUUUGAAUCUUUCACCGAGCUUUUUCUGUUGAAGGAAGGUGGAGAGGAAAUAUAUGUUGGACCUUUAGGACAGCAAUGUUGCCGUCUGAUCAAGUAUUUUGAGGCAAUUAACGGAGUUACCAAAAUCAGAGAAAGGUAUAACCCAGCUACCUGGAUGCUGGAGGUGACCUCCAAGGCACAAGAGGAAAUUCUUGGUGUCGACUUUGCAAAGAUAUACAAAAACUCUGACUUGUUUCAGAGGAAUAAAGUGCUGAUAGAGGAACUUAACUCGCCACUUCCUGGGUCUGAAGAUCUUCAUUUUCCUACAAAGUACUCGCAAUCAUUUCGAGCACAGUUGUUUGCAUGCCUUUGGAAACAGCAUCAAUCAUACUGGCGUAAUCCUUCAUAUACUGCAGUUCGGUUCUUCUUCACAGUAUUGACAGGCCUAGUGUUUGGUGCAGUAUUCUGGGAUCUCGGACCAAAGCGGAGUAAGCAACAAGAUCUAUUCAACGCUAUGGGAUCUAUAUAUGCUGCUGUUCUAUUUAUUGGUAUUAGUAAUGGAACAGCUGUUCUGCCGGUGAUAUCUAUUGAAAGAACUGUUUUCUAUAGAGAAAAAGCUGCUGGAAUGUAUUCAGCACUGCCAUAUGCCUUAGCUCAGGUCUUGAUUGAGAUACCAUAUGUGCUGGUUCAGGCGUUGAUCUAUUGCUUCAUAGUUUAUGCUAUGAUAGGCUAUGAAUUAACUGCUAUCAAAUUUUUUUGGUUCUUAUUCUUCAUGUACAUUGCCUUUCUUUACUUCACCUACUAUGGAAUGAUGGCAGUUGCGUUGACUCCUAACUACCAUGUAGCCUACAUAGUUUCUGCUGCAUUCUAUGCAAUUUGGAAUCUUUUCUCAGGCUUCAUUAUUCCCCAACCGCGUAUUCCAAUAUGGUGGAGGUGGUACUAUCGGGCAUGCCCUGUUGCUUGGACCAUAUAUGGUCUAGUUACUUCACAGUUUGGAGAUGUGGAUUCUUAUCUUCAGGACAUCACGAUACAACCUGUGACUGUGUCAGAAUUCACAAGGACCUACUUUGGAUUUAGGCAUGAACUCUUGGGUGUAGUUUCAGCUGUUGUUGUUGGGUUUUCUGUUCUUUUUGCUUUCAUCUAUGCUUUUGGAAUUAUGAAGUUAAAUUUUGAGAAAAGAUAAAGCAACAUGUAGUUUAGAUGUGAAAGUCAGUUCUCAUUUAUCAUGUAUAGAUUGAUCUUAUUCAACUGAAGGACAGCAAAUUAUGUAGCAAAUCAUGCUUUAUAUUAGUGCCCCGUACAAGCAUUUACUGGUAAUUAUUUGAUUCAGAAUUCAUUCUA